CUAGGCCUCUUGUUUAUAUCAAUCACUGCAAGUUUUUGGUCAUACUGGUUUCGAAAGAAAAGAAAACUAAUUCAGAUGAAAGCCAAAUUCUUUCGACAAAAUGGAGGCUGCUUGUUGCAACAACAAAUCACUUCCCUGGGCAUUGAUGCAACAACUAAGAUCUUCACUGCAGAAGAGCUAGAGAAGGCAACUAACCACUUCAAUGAGAGCCAGAUCAUUGGUCGGGGUGGAUAUGGUACUGUCUACAAGGGUGUUCUUCCAGGUCAGAAAGCCGUUGCCAUUAAGAAGUCUAAACUAGUUGAUGGGAGCCAGAUUGAGCAGUUCAUCAAUGAGGUUGUCAUUCUUUCUGAAAUCAGUCACAGAAAUGUCGUGAAACUCUUGGGUUGUUGCUUAGAGGCCCCAGUUCCACUGCUGGUUUAUGAGUUUAUUCCCAAUGGAACCCUCUUCAAUCAUAUCCAUGGAAAGGGUCUUGCUUUUUCAUUGCGAUGGGAGGAUCGCCUACGUAUAGCUGCAGAAACUGCAGGGGCUCUUGCAUAUUUACACUCUGCAGCUUCUGUACCAAUCAUUCAUAGAGAUGUAAAGUCUGCAAACAUACUUUUAGAUGAGAAUUAUAUAGCGAAAGUAUCGGACUUCGGCGCUUCAAGGUCACUACCAUUUGAUCAAACUCAUAUAACCACUCUAGUGCAAGGGACAUUUGGAUACCUAGAUCCAGAGUACUUCCGCACAAGCCAGCUAACAGAAAAGAGCGACGUCUACAGCUUUGGAGUAGUUCUUGCAGAGCUAUUAACUAGAGAGAUUCCGAUAUCUCUUGCAAGGUCAGAAGACCACAGGAGUUUGGCUGCUUAUUUUGUGUCAACAUUUGACAAGCAAUGCCUUCUUCAGGUGAUGGAGCCUCAGAUUGUGGAAGAAGCUGGAAUAGACCAGAUUUUGGUGGUUGCGCAACUGGCGAGAAGGUGCUUGAAUUUGAAAGGAGAAGAUAGGCCAAUGAUGAAAGAAGUGGCCAUGGAGCUCGAAGGACUGAGGAGAUUCAGAAUGCAGCAGCUGGUUCAGCGAAAUCUGAAGGAAAUGGAAUGCUUGCUAGCCAGGGGUGGACCUUCAAUAGAAUAUAGUACAGAUGAAAUGAUAAGAUUAAAUAGUUUGGAAAAUCAUAUGUUAGCAUCCAUGGAUCUGCCAAG
This is a messenger RNA of Elaeis guineensis (African oil palm), 1175 nucleotides long. Lineage: Eukaryota; Viridiplantae; Streptophyta; Magnoliopsida; Arecales; Arecaceae. The record is from RefSeq and is a predicted model, not a curated record.